GCAGGUAGGCUGAGACACAGGACAGGUUUUAAUGUCAGUGUAAACACAGACACACACACACACAGCUGUUAACAUACGGAAUAGAGCACUGGAAGCCGAUCGAGCCUGCAGCAGCACCAGAACUGUCUACAUCUGAGUGGAGCAAAGGUCCUUUCGACAACACCCUUGUGGCCCCACCUAAAAACUCUCGUGAUCCCCUUUCUCCAGCUGCAUAUUCAUAGAAAGCCGGUCUAACCUAAACGUCGUCUCACUCCAGAGCAGCUGACUCAGCGGAUGAAGGAUGACAAACAUCUCCAGAUAUGUUGUUAACCACCUGCUGACAUUCUCGCUCCAGGAUGGAGACGUGCAGAGCGUGGAGGAAGCCCAGUCCCGUCUCUCCUUCCUGGCGCAGAGCAAGAAGCUGUGGAGUCAACAGAUGUACCUGGACGUCGGGGCCCAGGCCAUUCACCUCCGAGACAUACAGAGCCAGGACGAGCUGGAGAGCUACUCUUUCAAAUCCAUCUACCGCUGCGACGCCAUCAAUACGGAGAAACACUUCCCAUCCCUCCUCCUGCUGGUCUGCCAAAGCGCAGAUCAGAAGAAGCCAGACAUUCACUUCUUCAACUGUGAGACCGUGAAGGCAGAGCAAAUCUGUGACGACAUCGCUCUCGCGGUUUCAGGUUCUGCCACCAAUAGGAGUAAGAAGCUCCCUGACGCCCUCAGGCUUCCUCAGAGUGGUGGAGAGAUGAUCGACCCUUAUGAAAUCCCGAGCCCCCCCAUCCCACAUGCCCCGAACCCCCCACCCGCCAACCCUCCACCUUACCCAGGACUCAGAGCGACCGGCGUGAACGGCGGGCCCGACAUCUCUUUCCUGCGAGCGGAGACGGAAGUGGGGAUCCUCAAUCACUGUUUCGACGACAUCGAGAGCUUCAUGGCCAAGCUGCAGCAGACCGCGGAGGCGGCGACGGUGCUGAACCAGAGGAAGAAGAAAAAGAAGAAAAGUAAAAAGCAAAGUGCUGAAGAAGAUUUACUCACGGCAAAGGCCCGUCCCCCGCCAGAGGAGGAGUUCAUCGACAUCUUCCAGAAAUUCAAAUACUGCUUCAGCCUGCUGGCCCGUCUGAAAUCAACCAUCUCCAAUCCCUCAUCAGACGAGCUCGUUCACCACGUGUUCAAACCUCUGGAUAUGAUGGUGAAAACAACAGGGGGACCAGCUAUGGGAGCCUCAGUGUCCAGCCCCGCAAUGACCAACUCUGCCAUCACCCUGCUACAAGGCAACCUGAAUGAAGAGGAGAGGCAGCUGUGGACGUCUCUGGGUCCCAACUGGACUCUCCCACGCUCUCAGCUCAGAGGCCCCGUAGCUCCGUACACCCCCGUCUUCUUGGACGGCUGGAAGCCAGAAGCCUUGAGGGCAGACGGGCAGGUUUGGGAGGAUCCGGUUGAGUCACAGCACAAACAUGAGGACAUCCGAGUAAAACGAGAGCUGCACCAACCACCUCCGCCAGUCGGACCCCUAGACAGCCACAUCCCAGAUGAAACAGAUGGCAGCACACUCCCACCAGAGCCCGAGAGACUCUACAGCUGCACCUACGACUUCAUAGCCAGGAACAGCAGCGAGCUGUCAGUGCAGCAGGGGGAGGAGCUCGAGGUGAUUGAAUCGUCCAAGCGCUGGUGGAAGUGUCGUAAUCGCUUCAACCAGAUCGGAUUUGUUCCCUUCAACAUCCUGGAACCCAUGGCUCACAUAGACAGCCCCGUCGCCAGCAAACCCCCGAGCGCUCCAGCUCCGCCGCCCCUCGCCAAGACUUUCUCCGCAGUCCCACCCAGCCCUCCUGCUCCACCCAAGGCCCCGCCUCACUCCCCGCAGCGCCCUCACAGCUUACCGGCAUACAGCCAACAUAUGUCAGCUGCAGAGGACACAGAUAACAAAGCCAUGUUGGUGAAUGACGAGCUGCUCCAGAGGCUGACCAAUGGGAAGACCGGUCUGAACAAACCUCUGGUCAUCCCUCGCUCCUCAGACACCUCUGUUCCUCUCGACUACCACUCCCCUCCAGAGGAGGUGGCCGAGUGGCUCCGAGGGAAGGGCUUCAGUGAGCCGACGGUCUCAUGUCUGGGAGUGCUGACAGGCGCCCAGCUCUUCUCCCUCAACAAGGAGGAGCUGCGAGCUGUGAUUCCAGAUGAGGGCGCCAGAGUGUACAGCCAGCUCACUGUGCAGAAAGCACUGCUGGAGGAUGCCCGAAGAGCCACCGAGUUGGAGGCAGUCAUGGAGAAACAGAAAAUGAAGGUUGAUCUGAAACUGGAGAGCAGCACGUUAUGAGCGGCAGGCGUCCACAUCAUGACGAGAUUCAGAUGAAGGAUUGUGUUCUUCUAGUGGCGUCGUCACUUAAGAGCGACCCACUGAAUUAUUGAUUAUGUUCACCAGAGAACAAAACACGUGACAGGGACUUGACCCUCCAACACCGCAAAGACCAUCAUGACAGAAUCAUGUCAUGAGGGUCAUUCUGUCAUAAUCACUACAUUAAAACCAAAGGAUUUGGCAGCAAAUCAGAAAUUAACACUUUAAAUUCAAGCAGGUGCUGUUCAAAUGAAGUAUGUUAACACUGAAGUACACUGUAAUGUAUGUUGUUGAUUUUCAUGUGAAUAGUUUUCUUCUAAUAUCUGCCUAGAAGGUGAGGACUAACUUAAAUGAAAUGUAUUUAUCUUUGCGAAAUACUUCAAAUGUGAUUAACAUGCCGUGACAAUGACAAGACUGUGGCCAGCAGACAAUAAAGAUUAAAAUGGUGGAACUUUUUUUUAAUUGAGACUUUAAAGAAAGAUUUCCAGCAGAACAUAAACCGAUAUGACUUCACACAUAAGGUUAAAGCGAUGCGUCCUUUGAAAUCUGUUUGCCAUUAUAAAUCUAUUCACAAAGGAAUUUGUCUUGAGUGGGCCAAAGUGUCAAUUUUAUGACUUGACUAAUAAACGGUAUGUACAGUUACAGCA
Molecule: messenger RNA, 2955 nt
Organism: Chelmon rostratus (copperband butterflyfish)
Lineage: Eukaryota; Metazoa; Chordata; Actinopteri; Chaetodontiformes; Chaetodontidae
Product: epidermal growth factor receptor kinase substrate 8-like protein 1
Exons: 19
Coding region: 281-2290 (669 amino acids)
Biological process (GO): regulation of Rho protein signal transduction; positive regulation of ruffle assembly; Rho protein signal transduction
Cellular component (GO): vesicle; ruffle membrane; plasma membrane
Molecular function (GO): actin binding
Source: RefSeq, a predicted model, not a curated record